This is a messenger RNA of Hymenoscyphus albidus, 2748 nucleotides long. The record is from the annotation of a GenBank genome assembly. NCBI's taxonomy places the organism in Eukaryota, Fungi, Ascomycota, Leotiomycetes, Helotiales, Helotiaceae.
AUGUCCUCCUUCAAACGCACCUCCGUGAUAGGAGGGCCACCUCCCCGAACGAACCACAACAUCCUCUCAACCCUCAAGGCGACACAGAUGAUCAACGCAAAUGAUGAGUCUAAAGCCGUCCUUCCUGCCGAAAUUAUCUCCACGAUCCUCGAUUACCUGCCUGUGCCCGACCUGCUGAGUUUUGCCCGGACAAGCAAGAGGAUGCUGGAGAUGGUGUACGAGGACUCGAGGUGGGUGAAAAGACUACAUGUCAUGGGCGUUUGGAACGAGCGUGAGGCACGGAAACGUUUUGAGGAUGCGAGGAAGAGGAGGCUGGAGGGGAAAGGUGCUGGUGGGAUGGGGGGAAUACCGCCAGCCAUUGGGGGACCUGCAAAUGGAACAGGAUAUAGGAAAACGAGUACGACACUCUUUGAUGCCGGAGAAGAAGAAGAAAAGCAGAAGAAAAGCACCGAGCUUGCAAAUCGACCCCCGCCUGUGGUAGAUGGAUUCGAAACGAUGACUCUGGCACCUAAACCGACCCGAGCACCAAUGCUGGAUCCGGAAGCUCUGCUUAACAUUUUCAAGGGCGUCCGGAGUAUGAGGGGUACGGCGAGACUGGAGUAUGGAAAGAUAUAUGCUGCUCUUGCGCCAUUUUACUAUGAUCUUGCAAGAAGUAAGAGUCAUGUUGAUCCGGUCAUCUUCAGGGUGUAUCGUGACCCUGAGCAGCAGGCGCAAAUGCUGGCCCAUUUGACCAUUUUUGCAAGAAGUGAUUGGGCACAGGGCUGGUCACAAAGAGAGGAACGACUUGUCACCAUGAUUGGAGUUUUUGAAAAUGCGGUGCUCAGGGAAUUUGAGCAGGGGUAUGAGGCUUGGGACGUGGAUGGGAGAAUGAAGCGGUAUGCGCAUGUUUUGGGGGUGUUAAAUGGGGGGCAUGCUUGCAUUGAACUUUUUGUUCAGAAACAUCCGAUUUUCAAUGAUUAUUUGGGAAAUUCUAUGGAGUGCAUUAACCAGGCGUCGAAUGAUGAGAUUACGUUGGAGCCUUCGAGAGAGUUCUUGCAGAAGCUUUCAGUUAAGAUCAAUGAACAGGCGGAUGUCAUUGAUCGGGUGUUUCCUCCUGGAGAAGAUGUUUUACAGAUCUUUUUGGAUAAGGUUGGCGAGGAUGUACUCAUGGAGUACGUCACACCUUUGUUCGACGAGACCCAUGAACGCAACCUUACUUCGUACUUGAAAGCUGUUGCCGGGAUUUUUGAACAGAGUAUGCGAUUUGGUUUAAUACUGAGGCGUACCAAAAACUCGGGAGAUGACUUCCUAGAGAAAGUCAAGGCUACAAUUGCCAAGGUUUUCGAGCCCCAUGUGGAUCUAUACUUGCAAGAAGAAGCCGAUCACUUCAAAAGAAAAGCAGAGGCUGAAGUUGACGAGUGGGAAAAGAAGCUGUCUGAACAAGAAGCUACGAAAGAGUCAUUCUUUAUGGGGAAUUUCAAUCGACAAGCUGAUAAAAAGGAUUUCUUGAGUUCGUUUAAAAAGGUCGUUAUGAUGCCCGUUAAUGUUCUUCCUACAGCAUUAUCGUCGCCAUUUGGUGCCCAUGCUACCAAGCCCUCUCUAUCUCAGCCAAUGCCACAUAGAGCAAGUUUACAAGUGUCUCCAAACCCUUCCAGACCACAAACUCCCGGUCUCGGACCAUCUGCUCUUCCAUCUGAAGCACCAACGGAUGAACUUGCCGCAAAAGCAGCACUGAUGGCCUCCAAACUCGAAGGAAUCCGCUCUCUAUUCAGUAUAGAAGUAGCUCUGGAUUUGACCCACUCAGCAAAAUCCAGUAUCGAACGCGCAGCCCUCUUCGUCACUCUUGGCGGCCAAACCGGCGAAGAAGCUCGCGAACAAUGCGAAGCCAUCUUCGUCGUCUUGUUAGACAUCCUCGGAAACCGCCAUGUCAGAACUGGCUUCGAUAAAGCAGUUUCCCACCUCUCGACCUACAAUCCUCGGGAAGUAAGCGAACACCAACAAGGCGUUGCGCCUCUCGUCACCUUCCUGGAACUGGUAAAUGUAGGAGAUUUGAUCUCGCAAAUGAUAGACGUCUUCUACGAGCAGCAACUCGCUGCUACUAAAUUGGCCGAUCGAAACGAUUUCCUCGAUCCAGCGGUAAAAGCAAAGAAGAAAUUUGAGCAGAUGCUCGACGAACGUGUGGCUGCGGGGUUGAACAAGGGCAUUGAUGUUUUAAUGGAUGAAGUCGAAUACCUCUGCGCCACCUUUCAGAAACCCACGGAUUUCAACCCGCUCCCUGCUACACCUGGGAAGCCGUCGGAUUUCGAUAUCGGUCCCACGGCCGCGGCAAACCGAAUUGUCGCACUCGUGGAGUCACAUACCAAGAUGCUCGUUGGUAGCACAGAAAAAAACAUGCUCGACGUGUUCAACCAAGAAGUUGGACUCCGUCUCUUUACGGCAUUGUGUAAACACCUGAAGCGUCAACGUAUCUCUACAGAUGGCGCCAUCGCUCUUAUCAGCGAUAUGAAUCUUUACUACACUUAUAUCAAGACCCUUAGGAAUAGCGAGUUGUUGGCGUAUUUCACGGCUUUGCGGGAGUUGAGUCAGAUUUACCUUAUUGAGGCGAAGCAUGCGAAGGAGCUGGCUGAGGUUAUCGCGGACCAGAGGCGCUUUGGAGGCGUUCUGAGGGCGGAAGAGGUUUAUGAGUUUGCGGAGCGGAGGGCGGAUUGGUAUGGGGUUAAGCGGGAUGUGGAGAGGGCGAUGUAUGGGAUUGGAUGUGGGAUUAUGUGA